Scomber scombrus (Atlantic mackerel) is the source of this 3946-nucleotide messenger RNA. RefSeq names its product rho GTPase-activating protein 7. The record is from RefSeq and is a predicted model, not a curated record. Gene Ontology annotation, biological process: actin cytoskeleton organization; signal transduction; regulation of Rho protein signal transduction. Gene Ontology annotation, molecular function: GTPase activator activity; lipid binding. Lineage: Eukaryota; Metazoa; Chordata; Actinopteri; Scombriformes; Scombridae.
CACGGGAACAGAGGACUACAGGAACCAGAUCAACAACAACAACAACAGCAGCCACGAGAGUCUUGUCUUCCAGAUCCCCCACGGACACAAACCGGGGACCUUCCCCACCUCCCUCGCCCACAAACACGGCAUCCUGUCCCCCAUCAUGGACAACACGUCCGUCAACUGGAGGACGGGGAGCUUCCACGGUUACCGGGGGCGACACAGUAGUAGUCGCCACGGCACGUCGUCGCUGGCCGCCAACGACCAGGCCCCACCGUCAUCGUCUUCUACUUCUUCUUCUGCAGUUGACGUCGGCGUCCGGAGCCCCCUCGCCGUGCUGGAUCACCGGCUCAGUAUCUAUGACAACGUGCCUGACGACCAGCAGCUGUCUGAAAGUGAAGGAGGCAGCGGAGGGAGCGGCAGUGAUGCAGAGCGGACCAGUGAAGAGUCAGAGGUGAGUCGGCUGUUAGCAGGUGAGGACGUUUUCUCGGCUCUCGACAGCGUUUUGGAAAGAAUCAACGAUCUCCAACAGCUGGUCACCACCUGGACUGAAAACCUAUCAGAGGACGACUGUCAGAGAGGUUCCUCCGCCUCUUCCUCUUCAUCCUCCGCCUCCUCUUCUUCUACCUCUUCCUCCUCCUCUCAGGACUCACCUGCCCACGGCUCCUCGGCCGCCUCGCCCUGCCCUUCCUCCCCUAGUCACAUCCACCUGGAGGUGCAGCAACCUGCGGAGGAGACGGAAGAGGAGGAGGAGGAGGAGGAAGAGGAGGAGGAAGAGGAGGAGAAGGUACCAGUGAAUGGAGAAGAGCCAAAGACCAGAUCACCAGAACAAAGGAGCAGCCGAGUGAGUCAGCAGCUUCACUGGUCCAGCGAGCAGAGUCUUCCCUCCCUGCCUACCAGUCCAGGAGUCGUGGACCAGUCUGUGACCCAGUUCCUUCUCCUGCAGAAGCUCUCGCUGCUCAAACUCACCGCUCUGAUGGAUAAAUACUCUCCGUCCAGCAAGCAGGGAUGGAACUGGACUGUUCCUAAACCGCCGAGGAAGACCAAGGCGACGGAGGUGAAAGGUCGGAGGGUUUUCGGGGUUCCUCUGCUGCUCAGCGUCCAGCAGACAGGCGAGCCGCUUCCUCCCAGCAUCCUCAGAGCGCUGAUCUACCUGAGGACCGAGUGUUUGGACCAGGUGGGUCUUUUCCGUAAGUCGGGGGUAAAGUCUCGUAUCCAGUACCUGCGUGAGCUGGUGGAGUCCGACCCCGACGGCGUCUCGUACGACGGUCAGUCUGCGUUCGACGUGGCCGACAUGGUGAAGCAGUACUUCAGAGACCUGCCUGAACCCGUCUUCAGCUGCAAACUCUGCGAGUCCUUCCUCCACAUUUACCAAUAUUUCCCCAAAGAUCAGCAGCUGAUCGCGGCUCAGGCUGCUGUCUUGCUUCUUCCCGAUGAGAACCGGGAGGCGCUGCGGACGCUGCUCUACUUCCUGCGUGAUGUGGUGGCCUGCGUGGACGAAAACCAGAUGACUCCCACCAACGUCGCCGUCUGCUUGGCGCCGUCGCUUUUCCACCUCAACACGCUGAAGAGAGACGCCAAUGUACCAAGGUCACACAGGAAGUACAGCCUCGGUCGUCCAGACCAGCGAGACCUCAGCGAGAACCUGGCUGCCACUCAGGGCCUCGCUAACAUGAUCACUGAGGCUCAGAGACUCUUUGAGCUUCCAGAGUUUUGGCCCGGUCAGAGUUUGAGUGCUGCAGGACCGACUGAGGACUCCGUCUCUGAAGAAGGAGGAGGACCGAUGUCCCAGAGUCAGAGUGGAGGCGAGGAGGAGCAAGAGGAGAAGAGGAUCAAGCUGCAGCUGAGCACACAGCAGCUCCUGAAGGAGGCCAAGGAGAAGAGCCGAGGAUGGGAGAGCCACCCGGCUCCAGAGCACGUUGAGCUGGCCUAUAAGAAGAUGGACGACGGCUGCCCGCUGUGGAUGUGGCAAGGCUCGGUGGAGGUGGACGCCCCUCAGAACGAGCUGCUCCACCGGCUGCUGAGGGAGCAGGAGGUGUGGGAGGGAAACCUUCGCCAAGCCGCCGUCAUCCAGACCUUGUCCAAGAACACCGAAAUCUACCGUUACCUCCUCCAGGGCCAGGGCCACGGCUUGGGCUACCGGCCCCCACAGGAGCACCUGCUGCUCAGGACCUGGCAGGCAGACCCGUCCUCCGGCCCUCUGUACCUGUCCUCCGUGUCCACAGAGCACCCUGAGGUGCAGCUGGAGGGAGUCAAGGCCCUGGUCCACACCUGCCUCUACCUGCUGGAGCCUACUGGAGCCAGAAAGACCCGUCUGACGCACCUCUGUCGAACCGACACCAGGGGUCGGUCGCAGGAGUGGCACAGCAAAGUGAGCGGACAUCUCCUCGCCUCGAGCCUCCUGGCCAUCAAGAACUCCUUCAGAGCCGAGCACAAAGAGACCAAGAUAUGAAUCUAAGAUAUGAAUCUAAGAUAUGAAUCUAAGAUAUGAAUCUACGAUAUGAAUCCACGGAGCCGAACCCGAAGCCUUUGGGAUGAUUCAUAACAUAUUUUGCACUAAUAAAGCAGCACUCGCCCUCCGACUCCUACUGCGGUUAAACUGCAGAAGUUUCUCUAUGAAGUGAGACUAUGUGGCCCAAAGCACAGCAAGAAGGGAAGGUGACCUGUGAUGGAGGGGGGGGGGGGCUUCACUUAACAACAAAACAAACCCCCAAAAAACCCAUUUGUGUAUAUCUUUUUGGCUUCUGUUGGAGUUGUCGCCCUUUUUAAGUGUGUUUUUCUGUGUGUGUGUGUGUGUGUGUGUGUGUGAGAGACCUUGUACUUUGCCAGAAGCACCUCUGCACCCCCCCACCCCCCCUUCACCCCUCGCCCCUGCUGUGCCUGUUACGCUUCACACUCAAGUUCAAACCAUUAAAAUAAAAAAAAGAAAGAAAGAAAGAAAGAAAGAUGGCUUUAACUUAAAAAAACAAGGACGUUUUAAUGUGGAGGGGCGAUGAAGCAAGAGGUGAAACUUUUAACUUUCUUACCUUGAACUCUGUUAUAAAGAUUAAAAAGAAAAAAGAGAGAGAGAUGUAAAAGGUUAAAGAGUCAUCACUUCUUUCCUGCAGCCAGAGGAGGAUGAAGGGGGGAAGAGGGGAGGGGGAGAGGGAGGGGGGGAGGGGGGGGGACACACAUGGCAGCUGCCUGGACAAACACAGGAAAUAAAGACAGAAAAACAUCAGGAAACAGACUUUCAACCACUAGACAUUUGGGUUCAGGGAAGAAGGAGAGAAAGAGAGGAGAGAGAGAAAGGGGGGAAAUGGUGAAAAGAAAAAAGAGGGAGGAGAAGAAGAGCUGCGUCACCUGUUUAAACAACAGAAGAAGAAGAAGAAAGAAAGAGAUGAUUAUCUUCAUACUAAAACAAAAAUGAGCUGAAGUGAAUUUCUGAGACUUUUUUUCUUUUAUAAAAAUAAAAAUAAAAAGAGAGAAAUGUUUCCUUUUUUAACUUUUGAGCCGUGUGGAGCAGACGGAUCAGCUGUGUGUCGACACAUUACCACAUUUUUAUUUUUGAGUGACUGUUUCUCUGCUUUCUGACACAAAACAAAGACAAAGAGUGACACCGGUUCAAUUAAAAAAAAGACGAGCGAUAUCUACCUCUCUUGUGGAGUGACGGAGGCAGAAGAGAGGAGGAGGAAGAAGAGGAGGAAGAGGAAGAGGAGGAAGAGGAGGAGAGACUAUCAGAUAUCCAACCAGAUGUUUUUGUAACAUUUUGUAUUUAUACGUCUCUCUCUGAGCUCUGUACAGUCUUAUUUUGAUGUGUGCACGCUAUAUUUUUAGAUUAUUUAACUUAAUGUACAUCUAAAUACAAAUGUUAUAUAUCCAGAUAUGUCUAUUUAAUUCCAGAAAGAAGUGUAUAUGUGUGUGUGUGUGUGUAUAUGUGUGUGUGUUAUCAGUGCCAAACACCUAAUUAAAAUGUUUAUUUCUU